UGGUUGAGACUUACUUAAAUUUUUAAGAUUUGUGUUUCCAAAAAGUCAGCUUUUUGACUGAGUGAAUGAGUGAAGUGGGAGGAGCCAGAGUGAAGGUGUGUUGUGGCUUGAAGUCGCGGUGGCGGCGGGGAUGGAGAGAGGGGUUCAGGACAUGGUUUGGAGGUGGUGCUGGGUGUGUGGGGCUGUCAGGCCAGUGCCCGAGGGAGGAAAGGGGUGUCCAGGGUGACUGCCAUGGGUCUGGCAUGAGGAACUGGGAGGUUGGAGAUGCCAUUUGUCAAACUGGACAACAGAGGAGGAGCCAGACAAGGUUUGAGAUGCCUGAGGGACAGCUGGGUUCAUCAGGCUGAGCUCCGACAGGGACUGAGAUAUGCACUGGAGAGUCAUGGGCAUCUGGACGGUGUUCCACACUCUUUGCCUUGCGUUCAUCAAGGUGCUUGUAUACUGGAAGGAGGUCUGAGGUCGAGAAGAGUCCCAGUGCCCUUGCUCAGUAUCUGCAUGGCUCACGAGAGCUCCCACCUUUGGACGGGGCUGGCGCAGCUGGCCCAGGAUGGAGCACAGGAGUUGCUGUCUCCUGUCUUCUCUGCUCAGAACCUGGGUUUUCUUCCAGAUCCUGUCCAUCAUGGCCCGGCGCCCUCGCAGCAGCAGAGCUUGGCAUUUUGUCCUGAGUGCGGCCCACCGAGACGCGGAUGCCCGGGCUGUGGCCCUGGCAGGGACCACUAACUGGGGCUACGACUCUGAUGGGCAGCACAGUGACUCCGACUCCGACCCCGAGUCCUCCGCCCUGCCGCCGCCCAUCCCCAGCGCUGUGCCCGUGACCGGGGAGUCCUUCUGUGACUGUGAUGGCCAGAGUGAGGCCCCCUUCUGCAGCAGCCUGCACUCGGCGCGCCGCAACAAGGACAAGGACUGCCGCUGCGGCGAGGAGGACGAGCAUUUUGACUGGGUGUGGGAUGACCUGAAUAAAUCCUCGGCCACACUGCUAAGCUGCGACAACCGAAAGGUCAACUUCCACAUGGAGUACAGCUGCGGCACGGCAGCCAUCAGGGGCACCAAGGAGCUGGGGGAGGGCCAGCACUUCUGGGAGAUCAAGAUGACCUCGCCAGUCUACGGCACCGACAUGAUGGUGGGCAUUGGGACGUCGGACGUGGACCUGGACAAGUACCACCACACGUUCUGCAGUCUGCUCGGGAGAGAUGAGGACAGCUGGGGUCUCUCCUACACAGGGCUCCUCCAUCACAAGGGCGACAAAAUGAGCUUCUCAUCGAGGUUCGGCCAGGGCUCCAUCAUCGGCGUGCACCUGGACACCUGGCACGGGACGCUCACCUUCUUUAAGAACAGGAAGUGCAUAGGUGUGGCGGCCACCAAGCUGCAAAACAGGAAGUUCUACCCGAUGGUGUGCUCCACGGCGGCCAAGAGCAGCAUGAAGGUGAUCCGCUCGUGUGCUAGCGUCACCUCCCUGCAGUACCUGUGCUGUUACCGGCUGCGCCAGCUGCGGCCCGACUCCGGGGAUACGCUGGAGGGGCUGCCCCUGCCACCUGGCCUCAAGCAGCUGCUGCACCACAAGCUGGGCUGGGUCCUGAGCAUGAGCUGCGGCCGCCGCAAGCCCCCCGCACCCUCCCCCAAGGCCACGGCCAGCGGCCCCGAGACCCGGCACUGCCAGAGGAAGCGCUGCCGACGGACCUGACUUAUUUCCCAUGAAAACUGCCUUUCUGGGGCCAAGUGGCCGCCUUGUGUGUCCCUCCCUUUGGACCAGGCUCCAGGGGCACGACUCGCACGGAGGGCUGGCUUCGCCGGGACAGGCUCCAGGGCCCUGAGGGCAUCUGCUCCUUGCACCACGAGGAAGCCGCCAGCCUGGCUCUUCCGGACCGACUAUGGGUCAGCGCCCACGACCACGCGGUUAGAGGCGGCGCUGUUGCCGCGGCCUUGCGUUUUCCUUCACUUGCUUUUUUGCAUGUCGUCAGCUGCUGUUCCUCCCGUCCCAGACCAAAAUGACCGUAAUAAACUUAGACUUUA
Neomonachus schauinslandi (Hawaiian monk seal) is the source of this 2010-nucleotide messenger RNA. It is a transcript of the gene SPSB3, whose product is annotated as splA/ryanodine receptor domain and SOCS box containing 3. Gene Ontology annotation, biological process: proteasome-mediated ubiquitin-dependent protein catabolic process. NCBI's taxonomy places the organism in Eukaryota, Metazoa, Chordata, Mammalia, Carnivora, Phocidae. Gene Ontology annotation, cellular component: SCF ubiquitin ligase complex. The transcript is spliced from 6 exons. The record is from RefSeq and is a predicted model, not a curated record. Gene Ontology annotation, molecular function: protein binding. The coding region runs from base 548 to 1681 and encodes 377 amino acids.